Aspergillus pseudoviridinutans is the source of this 852-nucleotide messenger RNA. Its product is annotated as class I SAM-dependent methyltransferase. The record is from RefSeq and is a predicted model, not a curated record. Lineage: Eukaryota; Fungi; Ascomycota; Eurotiomycetes; Eurotiales; Aspergillaceae. Bases 1 to 852 code for a protein of 283 amino acids. The transcript has a single exon. Gene Ontology annotation, molecular function: S-adenosylmethionine-dependent methyltransferase activity.
AUGUCUUCCUCCUCUGAGCCUCCCGCUGCAGGUAUGGCUGCAGAACAUUUUGACAAAGUCAGCACCUCAUACGAACGUAUCACCGGCGGUUGUACCCGCGAGGUUGCACAAUUUCUGCUCACUCUCCAACCAACCGUGGACACCUCAUCGGUUGUGCUCGACAAUGCUUGCGGAACUGGGAUCAUUACCGAAGAGAUUCUUGAACGAUUCCCCACGGCUUCGAAGCCAAAGGUCUAUGCCGCUGACCUCGCGCCUUCGAUGGUUUCAAGCCUGGCCACCAAGGCGGCGAGGAAAGGCUGGGUGAAUGGCAAAGACGGUCUCGUGGAGGCGUCCACCAUGGAUGCGGAGGAACUGACCUUCCCCGACAACAUGUUCACCCACUCCUACACGAACCUGGGUAUUCUUUUCUUUAAAAACCCGGAGAAGGCGGCCUCGCAUAUUUACCGCACUCUGCAGCCUGGCGGCACAGCGUUUGUAACGACCUGGUCGAAGUUGGGGUACUUGACGCCUCUGCGAAGGGCGCAGAAAGCUGUCCGGCCCGACUGCACUCCUUGGGAAUUACCGAUAAACGAGGCAUGGUUUACAGAAGAGAAGCUCCGACAAGUCCUGGAAUCCGGCGGCUUUGAGGCCGGAAACGUUCAAAUCCAGUCCCGGACUGUCGCAUAUAGAGGGAGCGAUCUGGAUGACUUGGUAGAUAUCAUGGAAACCGCUUUCUCUUCAGCGGUAACGGAAGGCUGGAGCAAAGAAGAGCGAGCAAAGUGGCCUGUUGCGCUCCGUGAAAGCUUGAGUGACGUUGAGAAGGCAAAUGCGAGCAUUGAGAUGGUGGCUCAUGUCGCGGUCGCGAGAAAGUAG